Molecule: messenger RNA, 1494 nt
Organism: Saccostrea cuccullata (small rock oyster)
Lineage: Eukaryota; Metazoa; Mollusca; Bivalvia; Ostreida; Ostreidae
Exons: 2
Coding region: 1-1494 (497 amino acids)
Source: RefSeq, a predicted model, not a curated record
AUGGAACACAUUCCUCGUCUGUCAGAAGUUCUGUAUGUGGGUCUGUGUCGAAAAAUAGGGACACCGACAGAAGUGUCCUUCAGAAGGGACGUAAUGGACAUUGAAGAGAUGGUAGGGAAACCCAAAGAUAUGUUACUUAGAUUAUUAAGUAUACCAUACAGUUACAGUGGUAGUUUUAGGGAAGGGUUCAGAUUGGACUCUUCUGAUUUGGAUGUUAUGCUUUGGGAUCAAAAUCAUAAAAUGAUAAGUAAGGUUUCCCAAGCAAAGAUUUACAAUGCAUCAAAACACACCAUUAUCCUGGUAGAGGAUAGUGACACGCCACCUGGAUUUGUCAGAUUACAACUUCUAACAGAGACAAGAGACUGUUUCAUCAGACAAACACGUGUUUCCUUCAAUGACAAAUUUUAUCUUUCAAAUUUGAUAUGGAGAAAAGAAAUGUUGCAAAUGAGCAAUGAAUACUUUAAGAAUGCCAAAAGUCAUGGUCCGUGUAUAACCAAAUCCUGUGCAGGAACUGAAAUUGACGAAGUUUAUUGUUUAGCAAGUAUACACUGGCCAAAAUCAGCACUUAAAUGGAUUGAACGAUCUCUAAAUUACACCUGGCCUCCUGAAUUUGUGAUUAAAGAAAUUUUGAACAAUGGCUAUCACUGUGUCCCUAUCGGAAGUAGGCCUACAUGUGAUGAUUUAUGUGUUGAUCAAGAACUCGAGUGGAGAUUAUCGUUUUCUCGAGCCGAAAAGAGACUUGUGAAUACCAUGAACCAUACCCAAUUUUUAUGUUACGGACUUCUUAAAAUAUUUCUGAAGGAAGUUAUCAAUGACUGUAUCGAGAAACCACUACUUUGUUCAUAUCAUAUAAAAACUACGAUGUUCUGGAUUAUACAGUUUGGAACUAUCCAAUGGUACCCAACCAAUUUAUUGAACUCUUUCUGGAAAUGUUUGAAAUAUCUCAUUCAUUCUGUAAAUCGUGGUGUAUUGUCCAAUUUUUUUAAUUCUCAAAAUAACAUGUUUGCAAACAAAGUAAUUGGAGAGGAACGCAUCUUUCUGUUGGAACAACUGAACCGGUAUUAUAAAAUGGGUGUGUCUUGCCUGCUGCUUAGCCCGACUCUCAGGGCAAUUGUGGAACCAGCUCUUGUCAACCCGUCUUUUGAGAGUCCUUUCGCCGAUGGACAUGUUAAAUCUGUCCCAGAUAUAGAUUUGUAUUACACGAAAAUGCUGUCUGUGUUAUCUUACUAUAGACUAGGUAAUCAGUCUCAAUGUCUACAGUCCCUGGCAGACCUAAAGAUCUUGCUCCAUGAUAGUGAUAGAUGUGUAUCAGUAUGUCUUAGAGACAUAUCCUGGCAGAUAUUAGGAAUCUGUCAGCAAGUUGUGGGGGACUUACACGGAGCAUUGCAGUCUUAUCAAGAGUCACUAAAACAGGAACCAUUCCACAAAAAUCAGAAAGCUGCAGAAGCUAGAAUAAGAUAUAUUAAAAACCAACUUCAUAGAAACAUUCCUUAA